Messenger RNA from Lemur catta (Ring-tailed lemur), 2792 nucleotides. It is a transcript of the gene SINHCAF, whose product is annotated as SIN3-HDAC complex associated factor. NCBI's taxonomy places the organism in Eukaryota, Metazoa, Chordata, Mammalia, Primates, Lemuridae. The transcript is spliced from 6 exons. The record is from RefSeq and is a predicted model, not a curated record. The coding region runs from base 204 to 869 and encodes 221 amino acids. Gene Ontology annotation, biological process: negative regulation of cell migration.
GUGCGCAGAGGGAAAGCGGAAUCUACACCUUCCCGGCCAGCGGUAGCAACUGCAGAACUGCAGGAGACAAUCUUUCUAGACAAGGCAGUUGAGGAGGAGGGAGCGCUUGGAGGUGGGGGUUGGCCUGGUGUGCACUCCACACCUCGGGGACGCUACUGCGCGUGGAACGGCUGCUUUUGGAAGACUGUUGCCCAGAAGAAAAGAUGUUUGGUUUUCACAAGCCAAAGAUGUACCGAAGUAUAGAGGGCUGCUGUAUUUGCAGAGCUAAGUCCUCCAGUUCUCGAUUUACUGACAGUAAACGCUACGAAAAGGACUUCCAGAGCUGUUUUGGGUUGCAUGAAACUCGUUCAGGAGACAUCUGCAAUGCCUGUGUCCUGCUCGUGAAAAGAUGGAAGAAGUUGCCAGCAGGAUCAAAAAAAAACUGGAAUCAUGUGGUAGAUGCAAGGGCAGGACCCAGCCUAAAGACUACAUUGAAACCAAAGAAAGUGAAAACUCUGUCUGGAAACAGGAUAAAAAGCAACCAGAUCAGUAAACUGCAGAAGGAAUUUAAACGUCAUAAUUCUGAUGCUCACAGUACCACCUCAAGUGCCUCCCCAGCUCAGUCUCCGUGUUACAGUAACCAGUCCGAUGAUGGCUCAGAUACAGAGAUGGCUUCUGGUUCUAAUAGAACACCAGUUUUUUCCUUUUUAGAUCUCACAUACUGGAAAAGACAGAAAAUAUGUUGUGGGAUUAUCUAUAAAGGCCGUUUUGGGGAAGUCCUCAUCGACACACAUCUAUUCAAGCCCUGCUGCAGCAAUAAGAAAGCAGCUGCUGAGAAGCCAGAGGAGCAGGGCCCAGAGCCUCUGCCCAUCUCCACUCAGGAGUGGUGACUGAGGUUUUUAUGUAGAAGGGGAACAAAAAAUGAUUUAAGUUUUGAAAAGACCACAAAGCAACAAGCUGACCCUCCUAUUUUUAACUUGGAUACCUGCUAUUCUGCCAAAAGACAACUUCUAGAAUAGUUUUGAAUGGGUUAUUUUUCCCCCAGUUCCACAAGCUCUGAAGCCAGUGUCUAGCUUACUAAAAAAAGAAUUGUAUAUAAUAUUUAAGAUGCUGAGUAUUUCAUAGGAAAGCUGAAUGCUGCUGUAAAGUGCUCUUUAAGUCUUCUUUUUUUUUUUUUUAAAUCCCCUUCUAAUGAAUGAAACUAAGGGGAAUUUCAGGGGACAGUGAUGGGAUUUGUUGUAUGAUAAACAGUUUGUAGUUUUAGUCUUUCUAUAUUGAGAAGCAGUGGUUGGGGCAUAUUUUAAGAUGGCUGGCUACACUUGUUUUCCCUCAUGAUAAUAAAGUUGUCAUAACUCAGUAACAUGGACUUGCUCCUAGAGGUAAUUGUUAAUAAUUUUGAAAUAUUAAGGUCUUGCCAAGGUUCUGAUGAUUCAAACCUGUACUACUGAUUAUUAAGCAGGACAGACUGAGCUUUCUGUUACAAAUACCUUGAAGGAAAAAGUAAUUUCUAAAUAUACAGAGAGGUAACUUGACUGUAUAUUUUGCAUCCCGUGCCACCUCCGUUCAUAUUAAUGUUUGAUAAAGGUUUUAAUUUAUGUGAACUUUCUAAAGCAGAAUGAAAGCUCUUCUUGGGGAAAUGGCAAGUCUUUAGGAUAGAUGAGACCGUAGUUGAAUAGUACCAAAGCAUUACCACACGGUAGACAGCACACUCCAUUAAAAACGUUAAACUGUCUGAAAAAUAAAAUGUUCAAGUCUUCAGGAUGGCACAAAACAAAGGUUGAUUCUUUUGGGGGACAUAUUUCUUAGAGGGCUUGCCGAGUAUGUAAAUAAUUGACUUUGUUUGUGUUACGUGACUGUUUGAUGACUUCAUUGAAAAUCUGCACAAUUCAGUUUUAGCUCUGGAUUACUUCAGUUGACCUUUGUGAAGGUUUUAUCUGUGUAGAGUGGAUGUUUGACUUGUUUUAACCUAUUAGGGUUUUUAUUGUUUUUCACUCUAUGUUUAAAGUAAAAUUUACUAAAAGAAAAGAGGUGUGUGUUAAUGCUAAGUGGGUUGGUUUUGGUUUGGCUUCUUUUAGUCAGGCUUUCUAAACAUUGAGAUAUCCUGAACUUGGAGUUCUUCAAUUCUAAAAUCCUCAUUAAAAGCCUCUCACUUGAACCCAAACCAAAGUACUCUUCUUGCCUCUUUUCUAAAAGUUCAGGAGAAAAAUAUCACCAGUUCAGACUUAUUUUCAUAAUGAGGGAGGAGCGUUUGCCUGCCUUAUGAUGACAUGACUCAGUGCUUAUUUUUUAAACUGGAUUUGAAAAAUUGGAUAGUAUAACAAUAAGGAGUGAGCCACUUUUUAUGGACACCCUAUAGUUUUAUAGUUCUUAAUCUAAACAUUUUAUAUUUCUUCCUUUUGGAAAAAACCUAUAUGCUAUAAGCCACCAUAUGCACCGACUACACAGCUAGUGGGGUCGGCUCUCACAGCCUUUGAGGUGAAUUACAAGAGUCCAGCCAUUAUCAUCCUCCUGAGUUAUUUUGAAAUGGUUUUUUUUUUUUUGUACAUUUUGGCUGCAGUAUUGGUGGUAGAAUAUACUAUAAUAUGGAUCAUCUCUACUUCUGUAUUUAUUUAUUUAUUACUAGACCUCAACCACAGUCUUCUUUUUUCCUUCCACCUCUCUUUGCCUGUAGGAUGUACUGUAUGUAGUCAUGCACUUUGUAUUAAUAUAUUAGAAAUCUACAGAUCUGUUUUGUACUUUUUAUACUGUUGGAUACUUAUAAUCAAAACUUUUACUAGGGUAUUGAAUAAAUUUAGUCUUAUUAGAAAAUAAAA